This is a messenger RNA of Effrenium voratum, 645 nucleotides long. NCBI's taxonomy places the organism in Eukaryota, Dinophyceae, Suessiales, Symbiodiniaceae. The record is from the annotation of a GenBank genome assembly.
AUGCGGCGAGUGCGCGAGAAGCUCAAGGACUUCCCCAACAACCUCACCAAGUUUCCAAUCCUUCUUCUUGAAGUCCCUCGUACAACCACCGAAGGCAUCAACUUAAUCUCUUCUACUGCGAAGGAUGUGGCGACGGACAAAAUCGGAAGUGCCAUUCAUGUGAUUGUACCAGCCUCCUCGGCGGCAGUGGCGCUGGCUUUCGAUGCUGGUGGAACUGAAAGACAGGAAGACAUUUGGGUUGCUGACUUGACGGAGGAGGAAGCGAAGGAGUUUUUGGCACUGCAUGGGCAUGAGAACAAGUGGGAAGACUUCGUGGAUGCUUGUGGCUUCCGGAUUGGCGACUUGGCGAAGGCCUGUGAGAAUCUGAAGAAAGGAAUGUCAUUGGACGACACGAAGCAAGAAUGUCAGCGAGUUGCUGAUGAUGAAGUGCGAGGCUUCAUGGAGCUUCAAGUGCACCCCAAGGUCACGGGGCGCGAGAUGGUGAAAGAGCUCCUGACGGCUUAUCCGGCAGGUAUUUUGAAUGUUGUAAAUGGCAUCCGCAUCCUUCCAAGGGAGGUUGCCGAACUAAUUCGCAACAAGAGUUGUCCUGCUGUGUAUUUUCACCCUAUCAAGAAGCCGCUUCUUUUUUGCUUCCACAUUGCAUAA